Molecule: messenger RNA, 2004 nt
Organism: Didymodactylos carnosus
Lineage: Eukaryota; Metazoa; Rotifera; Eurotatoria; Philodinida; Philodinidae
Source: the annotation of a GenBank genome assembly
AUGGCUCGAAAUAAGCCCUGGGAAACACCUAUGCCAAUGGCAAGUCAACCUAUUUCCACUUCAUUUGGAUCUCUGAAUACAGGUUAUCCAACAGUGGAACCAAACUUAUCACAGUCAGCCUAUCAACAAAACAUGCAACGAACUGUGCCACAACCUCCUCCUCGCAUACAACCACAAAACGUUCAAGUACCCGGUGGAAUAUUCGGCGGUGGAUAUGGUUAUGCACCACAUAUGGGUGGCUAUGCCGCUAAUCCCUAUUAUGGUGGAGCGGGCUAUGGUGGAGCGGGCUAUGGUGGAGCGGGUUCUUAUUUUGGAUCUCCAAGAUCAUUACCGACAAGUAAUUUUGCUCAAUUAGCUGUUGAAGAAUCGCGUAAUGCUUUUCAAUCCAUGGACAGUGUUGUCCAGACAUUUCGUUCAAUUAGCCUAAUGUUAGAAUCAACAUUUACAAGUGUUUAUAGUUCAUUUCGUGCUGUUACCGAUGUAUUUGAUCAUUUUACUCGUUUACGUUCACAACUGACAACAAUCUAUCCAUUAAUUAUUCUAUGGCGUUUUAUCAAAUUUCUCUUAAAUCGAAUAUUAAGACUACUUAGAUUAAGAUCGACAUCAGCAACAUCUCCGGAUAUGAAUGAAUCUUGGUCAAAAAUAUAUGAUACAUUAAAAAAUGCAAAUCAAACUGCAGACCCAACAAACACGACAAAAUCAUCCUCUGGUUUACUAGUAGCUCUGUUUUUUUUUGUUACAUUUGGUACUCCAAUGCUAAUGUUACAUUUCUUAAAUUCAAUUAUUAAAAGACGACAAGGCAAUAUCAACUGGAUGCAAAACGAGAAAAGUCUUGUGCGUGCUGUUGCAUUAUAUGAUUAUACUGCUCGAAAUGCUGACGAAUUAUCAUUUAAGCAAGGAACAUAUCUGUCGUUAGCGCCAUAUGCGUUUCAAUCGACUACAUCAAAUUGGUUGCUCGCCACAGUGGAUCGCGUUUCAUGUGGUCUUAUACCUGCAAAUUAUAUUCAAGUAUUUAAACCAAAUAUGUUGCUUUCUCGUCCAUCUUCGACAGGAAAUCUAAACAAUCUAACGUUACAUCCUCAACAACCAAUGAUGUCUCAUGAGAAAACGUUUCAUGUAGUUAUUACGGGUGCAUCGGGCGUUCUAGGUCGUUCAAUGCUUAAAACGUUUCAAGAUACUAAUUGGAAAGUGACAGGUUUAGCUUAUAGUCGUGCUAAAAAUAAUUUGAUUAAAUGUGAUCUGACAAAUUUUGAUGAAAUAAACGCAUUGAUCAAAGAUUUGAAACCCCAUGCACUAAUACAUUGUGCAGCUGAACGAAAACCAGAUGAAUUUGAGAAAAAUGCAAAUAAAUCAAAUCUGUUAAAUAUUGAUGUGACAAAAAAUUUAGCAGAAUUAUGUGCCACUCUAAAAAUAUUUUUUAUUUUGAUUAGUACUGACUAUGUAUUUGACGGCAAACAUCCUCCCUAUCAAGAAGACUCUCAGCCAAAUCCCAUAAAUGCGUACGGAUCGAGUAAAUAUCAAGCGGAAAUGGUUGUUAUUGGAACUUCAACUGAACAUGUAAUUCUUCGCGUCCCGCUAUUAUACGGAGAAGUAGAAAGUCUAGAUGAAAACGCCGUAACCAUAUUGUUUAAGUUUAUCAAAGAUCAUCAAACAAAAGUAAAAAUGGACGAUUGUCAAAAACGUUUUCCCACAUAUAUAGGAGACGUGGCUAGUGUUUGUUUACAGUUAUGUACGAAACGUUUGAAAGAUAAUAAAUCAAAUAUUCAUGGUAUAUUUCAUUUUUCUGGCUCACAAGAAAUGACAAAAUAUAAAAUGACGCAAUUAAUUGCGAAUAUAUUCCAUUUUAACAUUGAUCAUAUCGAACGUGAUACAAAUAGCUCGUCGAAUGUUCAACGACCAGAUAAUGCUCAAUUAAGUACAAAUAAACUACCUCACAUUGGAAUACAAAUUGAAAAUGUCAACUUUGAACAAACAAUUAAAACGUGCAUAGAACCGUUUGUUUAG